UGAAUCAAAUAUUUCAAGCAUAGUAGCAUGUGUUGGUUUAUUGCUUAUCUAAUGCCUUGCUGAAGAGGAAAGCAGUAGAACCUGACAUUCCUUGUUGUCCAUGAAGAUGAUCCAUACUUUUCUGUCUUUGUUAAUAACUUGACCUGGGAAAAAAUCAGCAUAUGAAGGAGCAGUUGAAAACCUGGUGGUCUAUUUGCUCCUGGAUUCUUUUUCCUCUAUCUGAUGGACUAUAUAGAAAGUCAAGAGAGUGAAGCAGGAUGAGCAAGCUUGUUGACAAGACCAACAGAGAACACUUCUUAUUUUAAAUGGUUUACCACAUUGGCUGUAUUAGACCACUUACUCAAAUCCUAUGCACACUAGAGCCUGACCUCAAAAUUUGGAAACCACCAUAAUGGAGCAAGGUCAAAAGAUCUAGAUAGAUCCUGUAAUCUGUUCGGAUAUGGCUUACUCAGUUUCCUGUACUAACACAGCAUUAAAUAUGAAUUUCAGAACUCAAAACCAUAGCUCAGUCUGUGCCUCUAAACACACAAACCAGAAUUGGGUUAUGCAUCAUUAGUCAGUUCUUUGACUUGGCAGUCAAGACAUCAAAGCAUCAUUCUUGCAGGUUCCAUUCAAAGAAACUGUGUCCUCGUUUCUGUAUGAAUGUUCCAAGUUGGUUUCAUUUUACAUUCUUACUGAGAGAAAUACGAAGACCAUCAUGGAGACCAUGGAUUUUGAGAAAACAGCCAUUUUCUGUGCCCACAGUGCCCUUACUUCAGGCAGCAGGAAAGAAGAAAUCUUUAAAUCUCCUUGGGCUAACUGAAGCAGAAUUAGAAGAACAGUUUGUAAGAGGUGAUGGCCCAGGAGGUCAAGCCACAAAUAAGACAAAUAACUGUGUUGUCUUGAAGCAUAUUCCAUCUGGGAUUGUAGUGAAGUGUCAUCAAACAAGAUCAGCAGAGCAGAACCGAAAGAUAGCCAGAGAAAUCCUGCAAGAAAAAGUUGACCUUUUCUACAAAGGUGAAGCCAGUGAUGUUUUUAAAGAGAAGAAAGCAUCAGAGAAGAAGAAGCAGGAGAAAAAAAGAAGAGCAAAGGAAAACCUAGAAAGGAAAAGGCAUUUGAAAGAGAUGCAACAAUUGGAUGAGAAAUAAACAUGUGAAACACUUGCC
Messenger RNA from Dryobates pubescens (Downy woodpecker), 1145 nucleotides. RefSeq names its product mitochondrial translation release factor in rescue (gene MTRFR). Bases 639 to 1127 code for a protein of 162 amino acids. The record is from RefSeq and is a predicted model, not a curated record. The transcript has 3 exons. Lineage: Eukaryota; Metazoa; Chordata; Aves; Piciformes; Picidae. Gene Ontology annotation, molecular function: translation release factor activity. Gene Ontology annotation, cellular component: mitochondrion. Gene Ontology annotation, biological process: translational termination.